Messenger RNA from Sipha flava (yellow sugarcane aphid), 1659 nucleotides. It is a transcript of the gene Rab32, whose product is annotated as ras-related protein Rab-38. Lineage: Eukaryota; Metazoa; Arthropoda; Insecta; Hemiptera; Aphididae. The record is from RefSeq and is a predicted model, not a curated record. Gene Ontology annotation, molecular function: GTPase activity; GTP binding. The transcript is spliced from 5 exons. Gene Ontology annotation, cellular component: late endosome; Golgi apparatus; trans-Golgi network. Gene Ontology annotation, biological process: phagosome-lysosome fusion; endosome to lysosome transport. Bases 526 to 1245 code for a protein of 239 amino acids.
GUUGACACGUGAGGUUCAGUACGUCUAUACACGCGUAUGUGUACAAUUAUCAAUACUGUUUUAUAACGCGCGUUUUUAUGUGAACUAAAUGAUUAUUAAUAUUAUAAUUACGGCGUUAUCUGGUCGUUCGACGCAACGGCGUUGACGGCGGUAGGGGAAAGACAACAACAUUGAAUGGCGCGUUGCGUAAUCACGACGAUCGGUAGAGGAAAAAAUAUUGAUAAACAGUACGAUCAUUUACGAUGAUAAUGAUGAUCAAUCGUGUGCUCUCUGGCACUGUACUGCGGUCGGAACAGUAAUUGUACGUUACGUCGCAGUGCGGUGGCUCGAUGUUUGCGCGUCUCCUCUACUCAUCUGUAUACUACAACAAUGCUGUACUACAUCGUUGCGCGUAAAAUGAUUGAUUUCGUUUGAGUUUGAAUUGAUUUUUUUUUCUUUCGCUCACCGUCCUUCGCCUCGACGUAUACACACGCGUGCGGCACCACACGCAUUGUUCACGCGCCAAUUUCUAUAAUUUUGUAAUUUAUGGCAUUAAACAAGUUACGAUCGUACAGGCACAAGGUGUUAACGGAGAGUUUGGUGGACGACGUGGACUUUACAUCUAGAAGUACAUCAGUACCUACGGAGUACCUUUUCAAGAUUUUGGUCAUCGGCGAGCUCGGCACCGGAAAAACUUCUAUCAUCAAACGUUAUGUUCACCGGUUCUUCUCGCAACACUACCGCGCGACCAUUGGAGUAGACUUCGCGUUGAAAUCUAUCGACUGGGAUUCCAAUACAGUUGUUCGGCUGCAACUAUGGGACAUAGCCGGCCAAGAAAGGUUCGGGAACAUGACCCGGGUGUACUACAAAGACGCGCUAGGAGCGUUCAUAGUUUUCGACGUAACGCGACCGGCCACGUUCGACGCGGUGGUCAAGUGGAAACAGGACUUGGACGCAAAGGUCUCGUUGGAGGACGGGACUCCGAUACCGUGCGUUUUACUUGCGAACAAGUGCGAUCAAACUAAAGAGGGUAUGGUGAAUAGCGUUGCCAAAAUGGAUGAAUUUUGCAAAGAAAACAUGUUCUCCGCAUGGUACGAGACAUCUGCUAAGGAAAACGUGAACAUAGACGAUGCUGCCAAAACACUCGUGUCACAGAUUCUGAAGUACACUGCUCAAUACAAACCGACGUACUUGAAAUCGAAGGGCCAAGUGAUACUGAACAGCGUGAUGUCGUCCGAAGACAAGAAAAACAAUUGCUCCUGUUGAUGAAAAAAAAAUCAGUGCCAAUAUUAGAGCCAGUUGACUGCUCGUUCGUUCAUUAUUAUAAGUAGGUGGUGUACACAUCACCCAGAAGCGAGAACAAAUUUUUUUUAUUGUUCUUUCUUUUUUUUUUUUCAUUAGUCAUAACACUACGUUUAACCUAUGUGCCUUAAGAUUUUGUACUAAUUAUACACCGUUAUGUGUGCACUAACUGACACUAAGAAAUUUCUCCCGGGAGAGUAUAAAAAAUAUAUUACAUUAUAUUCAUUAAAAAACAUAAUUCAAUAAAUGUUCAAUUUUUUACGAUGAUCAAAAAGUUAUAAAUGUUCCAAAACAUUGUUGUGGUUUGAUAACUUUUUUUUUUCUAUGUUAGAUAAUAGACGUACUCGCAUUAUACUGUAAAUGUGAUACAUUUCUAAU